This is a messenger RNA of Engraulis encrasicolus (European anchovy), 1878 nucleotides long. RefSeq names its product cilia and flagella associated protein 184 (gene cfap184). NCBI's taxonomy places the organism in Eukaryota, Metazoa, Chordata, Actinopteri, Clupeiformes, Engraulidae. The record is from RefSeq and is a predicted model, not a curated record. The transcript has 2 exons. The coding region runs from base 108 to 1559 and encodes 483 amino acids. Gene Ontology annotation, biological process: cilium assembly. Gene Ontology annotation, cellular component: ciliary basal body; axoneme.
UAUUAAUCGAACAAGCGCGAACGUCCCUGAUAGGCUAACUUACACAGUUUCCAGGGCAACUAUACAACACAAUGGUUUCAUUGAGGAGUCUUGAGCUGUCGUAAACCAUGGAAGAGGAAGAAGUAGGUGCAAAGACUGAACUUGACUCGGAGGCCCACGAAAAGUCCACUGCAGACGAGAAUCCUCUGCCGGAUGCUGGGCAGACAGCAGAUGACGGAGAAACAGUUGUCGACCAAAGUGUAAAUGCAUCAUCCACUGCUGAAAAUGGAAAUGAACAAGAUAUGACAAGCCAUGACACAGGUGAAGUUGGGGCAGAAGGGGGGGAAAUGCUGCCUACCAGUGAAACAUUUGACGAGGGUGACGGUCCUGAAAUCGAACCUCUCAUAGGAGAACCCCUUUCACGGGAAGGGAGCAUCAAAGGGGAGUACGAUGAUAACAUUUCAGAGCUUGAUGGACCUCCACAAAUAGAGCUAGGGACGCCAGAGGGAAAUAGCACCCGUUCUGACGCAGGGAGCACCGAGUCCAAUGAGGAGGGGACAGAGGAGAGGAAGGGAGAUGAUGAAGAAGACCCUGGCCUUGAUUACUACAUCAAUGUCCUGGAGGAUCUUAAUACUGAGAGGGAAAGGAUCAAUCAGACAAACACACAGCUGCAGUUUAAACUCUGUGAGUAUUUCCGGCGCAAGACUGGUGAGGACCCAAAACCAGAGAGGGAUAGGGGCAAGGCGGUGUCAGACCAAGAACAGCGAUUCCUGAAGUACUUGGACAUCAUGGAGGACCUGAGGAGCCAGUAUCGCCGUGAAUCGGAUCAGCACCAGCAGCAGGCUGAGGAGCUGCGACAGCAGGUUCAGAAUAAGCUGGAGCAGGUGGAGUCGGAGUGGCGCACCUUCAUGGAGCAGAAGCACAGCGUCGCCGUGGCCGUACUGAGCCGGCGCAUGGGCAAGCAGGCGGCACAGGCCGAGGUGGAGCAGAUCCAGGCCUCCGAGCAGCGGCGAGAGAAGGAGCUGGUGACUGUGCGCCUGGAGAACAUCAAGCUGAAGACCAAGACACGCAAGUUCGAGGCCGCCCUGCGCGCCAAAGAGGAGCUGGCCGAGGGCCUACACCUGAUCGACUUUGAACAGCUGAAGAUAGAAAACCAGACCUACAACGAGAAGAUAGAGGAGCGCAACGAGGAGCUCCUCAAGCUCCGCAAGAAGAUCACCGGCACAGUGCAGGUGCUCACGCACGUCAAGGAGAAGCUGCAAUUCGUCCAGGUUGAGAACCAGGCCAAGCGCGUCCAGCUGGCGGACGUGGAGGCCCGGGUGGCGCAGAAGAGAGACACGCUGACGCGCACCAAGCAGGCCCGAGACAGCCUGCGCAUGGACAACCUGCGUCUUCGCCAGAGAUGCGGCCUGCUGGGGAACGAAACACUGCUGAGGGACUUUGAGGAGACGGUGGACUCUUCUGAGGGCCUGGAGCAGAGGCUGGAGAUGCUGAAGAGGCGACAUGCGGAGCUCAUCCUCAAGUGUGCUGGUGUCAAGAAGAAACUGGAGCAGACAAAGCUUGUUGGACAGUCACAGUGAGACAUGUGGCCAUAGCAAAACAGAUAAUAGGCCCACCUUUCAAACUUUUUUUUGACUAAUGCAGUUCAUGUCAGGAACAUUGUUGUGUGGAUGUCCUUACUUGCUAUUUAAAAAAGAGACUGCACUGGGUUUGUUUGUUGUCCUUUGUUAAUAUUUACAAGGGAAAGUUUUUCUAAAGAACAUUCAUAAUACAAAAAUUAAACAUGUUUAGGCCUACUUUAAUUUCUAAAAUAGACAUCAAAAAGCAUUUUGGAAAUGCAUAAAAAAUGAAGCGUUUUAAAGUUCAGUUGACAAUUAAACAAACCUUUUAAAAUAAACA